This is a messenger RNA of Mesorhabditis spiculigera, 906 nucleotides long. The record is from the annotation of a GenBank genome assembly. NCBI's taxonomy places the organism in Eukaryota, Metazoa, Nematoda, Chromadorea, Rhabditida, Rhabditidae.
AUGGAGCACCUUCGAGAAAUGUUCCUUGAUAUUCGGCACUUUAUAUUCCCGGAUGACUGCUACGAGGAACUCGUCACAAGAUUCAACGUCUCGCAUCCAGUUUGCCCGAACAUUGUGCUGUCGCGCGUGCUCGGUCUGGCAAUAACGGCUGGUUCGAUGGCGCUGUUCAUCCCGCAAAUACUCAAGAUCGCUGCGGCAAGAAGCGGGAAGGGGAUCAGCUUUCCGGCGCAGCUCCUAACGCUGGUCGGAGUUAUCGGGAUGCCGGCUUAUUCGUACGACCAAGGCUUCGUUUUCUCACAAUGGGGCGACGGACUCUUUUCGGCGAUACAGCUUGUCAUCAUCUGUAUGCAAUUGCUUUAUUUUGAUGGACGAGGGAUGUUCGCAGCGGUUUUCGCCAUUUCCUGGGCGGCAGCAGCGAUAGCAGUAUACAUACACGCCGUCCCACCUACAAUACUCGCCGCCUUCCUCUCGGGCGGAACCGCCAUAGUUAUCGUCGCGAAAGCGAUCCAGAUCUACCAAAAUUGGUCCCAGCGUUCAACCGGCCAACUGGCCUUCAUCACAGUGUUGCUCCAAUUUGCCGGCAGUCUGGCAAGAAUCUUCACCUCAAUGCAGGAGACGCACGACUUCCAAUUGAUAAUGGCCGCAUCACUUGCCACACUCUUUAACGGAUCAAUUUUUGCUCAAUUUCUCAUCUACUGGAACAAAGAACUCGUCACGAGCCCCAGGACUACGUCGAAGACGCCAUCCCCGAAUCGACGGUUCCCCACCAGUCAACUGUCACCGCUUCUUUGCAUACGGUCACCACGUUUAUUAUCAGAAAUCUCUGGGGACAUGGAUCGGUUGUACAUCCCGUGCAGUUUCUGGGAACACGCGGCGGAUGAUUGCACAGUGGUCAGUCAGCUGAAA